This is a messenger RNA of Acaromyces ingoldii, 581 nucleotides long. RefSeq lists its product as hypothetical. The transcript has 3 exons. Lineage: Eukaryota; Fungi; Basidiomycota; Exobasidiomycetes; Exobasidiales; Cryptobasidiaceae. The coding region runs from base 54 to 581 and encodes 175 amino acids. The record is from RefSeq and is a predicted model, not a curated record.
UUCCUGCCAAAUCUACCGGUACGACCGACCCAAUUCGGAGAAUAACAGAUAGAAUGAAGAAGUGUGUGUUGCUCUUCGUUGUCCUCGUCGGGCUCUCCUUUAGCGCGGUGCUCGGGGCACCUGCACCCGCCGGCGGUAAUAGUGUUGUUGCUACGUCUUUGUGCAAUGCCGCCCCAGGAGGAUCGCUCCAGCAUGAUGCGACUAGAAACCUCUAUAAGAGAACCGACAAGGGCAAAAAGGUGCAUGACGAGGGGACAAGCAGCAACUCCAAUAUCGUCACCACGACGGAAGAAGCUUACAAUUGGGUUUACCGCGUACCAGUAGGAACGGCAACUGGAUUUCUCUUCCGCGGGGACUCGUCUCAAGUUGCCACCUUCAUUGAGCAGAUGGAAAAGUACAUCAGGGACGGGGAAUUCGGCGACAAGAAGCUUGUUCACGUUUCAAAGUGGACAGUGCCCAAUGAUGAAGGCCAUCAGGGAGCUCAAGUUACGGUCGAGCCUGUUGGUGAGCAGAGCAAUACCGAUAACGGCGAAGAGGAAGUAACAGCAGAAAAGAAGGAGCUCUUCUCCAAUACAGUCUAA